CACGACUCGUAGUAACAAAUUUGUAAUCCAUGCACCAUACCGGCAAGAAUUGGGCGGUCCCAGGGUCUCUAAUCUGUAAUAGAGACUGUUUAUGUUCCUAACUUUCUCAAAUUCAUUUGUGCUUCCCAUACUCUCUCAGUCAUCCAAUCUCAGGCCACUCAGUCGUCACUAACACCGUCUUUUUCCUUCGAAAGCGGCCACACCAACACCAACACCAGCAGCAGCAAAGCUUCUCCCCUUCUUCCUCGCCCUCCGCAGGAAUUUUGAUUGAUUGAAUUUUGAACUUGGAUGUUUGAUUCUGCCGGGGCUCUCGAGGGUUUUAUGAUAUAUUGAAAUUGAACACUAAUUGAGGAAAUCCCAGUUUUAGAACAAAGUUGGGAGCCAAAAUUCCAGCGUACUUGCUGCUAAAGGCCACAAAAGGAUAACCUUUUCCGUUUGCUCUUCAUGCUCCACCCCCUUCGUUGUCAAUUUGCUAACUGGUGAUGGUUCCGGGUGGGUUACGGUCACAAAAUGAUGGUAGUUGAGCAUGUAUGACUGUAGUAAAAAUUAAAAAGGGGGAAUUUUGGUGCUUGCUGGCUGCUUAUUGUUUUCGGUCUUUGAUUUCUUGUAUAUUUACUAAAAUUGGGCUGCUUAUUGAAGAAAUAUCAACCCCCAGUGAUUUCAUCGGCUAUUUUCAGUGUAAUUUGUAAUAUGGACGAUGAUAGCCCGCAGUUGUCGUUGACAGUGCUGCAGUGGUUGCAAUGGUGGGGGUGGAGGAGGGGAAUUGCCGCUGGUGCUUUUGAUUUUGGUUGGGUGCUAAAUUUUGCCGAUACAAACUGACAAACAGAGAGUGAACGUAACUUCUACAUUUUCUCCUCCUGUUAUCCCUUUCCUCACCGAAAUCAACCUGGCUUGGGGUUUGAACCAGCAGGCAACAACUAGAUUAUUCUUCAUCUUCCUCUUUUUUCAGGGUUGUUUUUUUUACCCUCCCAUAUGGAUGAAAAUUCACCAAAUAGUGAGGAUCUUAUUGAUGAAAUGGAAGACCAAGAAGAUGAUGGUGAUGAGAUAUUUGAAAAUGAAGGACUUGACCAUGAGAGUGAUGGCCACCAUGGGUUUGGAAUUGAGGGUGAUGAUCAUGAAAAUGAUGGUGAACAAUUUUUUAUUGACGCCAGUAUACAUGAGGAGAGUGAGCAAGGGAUUGAGCUUGAAGGUGAGGAUCACUGCAGUGAUGGUCAGCAGUUCCUUGAGGUGAGGGAUCAUAAUGCUGAAAAUGACACCUUUCAAGUGCUUAAUCUUCAUUGUAACGGUGAGGAGAAUAACCUAGGAAACAAUACAGUGGGUGUAGAUGAUAGCUCAUCUAAAGAAAAAUAUUACCAUCCACCUGUUGUGGGCAUGGAGUUUGAGUCCUAUGAUGACGCUUAUAACUACUACAAUUGCUAUGCUAAGGAAUUGGGCUUUGCUAUUAGAGUGAAAUCGUCAUGGACAAAACGGAACAGCAAGGAAAAGCGUGGUGCAGUACUCUGCUGCAAUUGCGAGGGUUUCAAAACAUUCAAAGAAGCAACCUGCCGGAGGAAGGAAACAAGGACAGGUUGUCUAGCAAUGAUAAGGUUGAGGUUGGUGGAAUCAAAUAGAUGGAGAAUUGAUGAAGUUAAACUUGAACACAACCAUCUAUUUGAUCCUGAGAGGGUGCAGAACUCCAAGUCACACAAGAAAAUUGAAGUAGGUUUAAAAAGAGACUUAGAGCCAACUGUUGAUGUAGAAGUGCGAACCAUUAAGUUGUACCGAACAUCUGCCAUUGAUGCAGCCAGUUCCUGGAAUUUAACCACCAUGCAGACUGAGAAUGGUAACCACAUUCGGUCCUGCUGCUUAAAGCUUAAAGCUGGAGAUUCACUAGCAAUACACAAUUAUUUUUGUCAGAAACAACUGACAAGUCCAAAUUUCUUUUACAUCAUGGAUUUGAAUGACGAAGGUCAAUUGAGGAAUGUGUUUUGGAUAGACUCCCAGGCAAGGGCUGCAUACAUCUACUUUGGAGAUGUUGUGGCUGUUGACACAACAUGUUUGUCAAACAAAUAUGAAAUACCACUUGUUGCUUUCAUUGGAAUAAAUCACCAUUGGCAGUCCAUCUUGCUUGGUUGUGCUUUCAUUGCAGAAGAAACUGUGGAAACCUAUGUAUGGCUAUUUAGAACAUGGCUUACAUGUAUGUUAGGGCGCUCUCCUCAAACUAUUGUCACAGACCGAUCCAGAGCUAUCCAAAGUGCAAUUUCUGAAGUGUUUCCUCGGGCCCAUCAUCGGUUUUGCUUGCCACUUGUGAUGCAAAGUAUUUUUCACAACUUGGGCCAGAUGGAAGAAUUUGAAGCAUUUCAGUCAUUCUUAAAUGGAACAGUCUAUAAUUCUCUGAAAAUUGAUGAAUUUGAGACUUCAUGGGAUAACAUGAUACAGCGAUUUGGAAUUAAGGAGCAUGAGUGGCUUCAGAUCUGGUAUGAUGAUCGAGAAAAAUGGGUUCCCGUUUACCAGAAAGACAUAUUUCUUGCAGGACUUUUUGCUGUUCAAGCAGGUGAGUCUAGUCCUUUUUUUGCUGGUCAUAUCCAUGAAAGAACCUCAGUAAAAGAAUUCUUUGAUUUGUAUGAUGUUAUCAUUGAAAAGAAACGACUAAAAGAAGCACUCGAUGAUCUUGAGUCUGGUGGAUCCAACCUCUUGUUAAGAACAAGAUGCUAUUAUGAGCUACAACUAUCCAAAUUCUAUACUAAGCAGAUAUUUGAAAAAUUCCAAGUUGAAGUCGAGAUGAUGUCUUGUUGUGUGACCAUCAAUCAAGUUCAUACUUCUGGGCCUGUCACUACGUAUGUGGUUAAAGAAUGUGAGAAUGGAGGCAUUAAAGAGUUGAGCAAUUUUGAGGUGAUGUAUGAUAAAGCAGCAUUUGAAGUUCGUUGUGUGUGUGGUGGCUUUUAUCUUAAUGGUUAUCUUUGCCGGCAUGCCUUAAGUGUUCUUAACCUCAAUGGUGUGGAGGAAAUACCAUUCUCUUAUAUUCUCCAACGAUGGAGGAAGGACUGCAAGCAAUUGUAUGUGCCAGAUCUUGUUUCGAAUGCCAUUGAUAUUAGCAAUCCAACUCAAUGGUAUGAUCAUUUGCACAAACGAGCAAUGCAGGUAGUUGAAGCAGGUAUGGUGUCACAAGAUCAUUACAUGGUGGCUUGGCAAGCCUUUCUAGAGUCCUUGAACAAAGUUCGCCUUACAGAAGAAAAGAAUGUAUGAUGUGUAAUUUUCAUGAUGUAAAAUUUCGUUGAUUAAAUUAUUGAGCAAUGUUUGACUGCAUUCUACUUCUUCACUUGUCUCAUUUCAUAUUUUCUUGUCAGCUUAAACAUCAAUGUAUUGGCUUACAAUAUACUUGUAUAUGCAAUACAUCAAUUAUCAGUUGUAUGUUUUUUGACAUCAGUAUUUCCAUUA
Messenger RNA from Chenopodium quinoa (quinoa), 3417 nucleotides. Its product is annotated as protein FAR1-RELATED SEQUENCE 8-like. NCBI's taxonomy places the organism in Eukaryota, Viridiplantae, Streptophyta, Magnoliopsida, Caryophyllales, Amaranthaceae. Gene Ontology annotation, molecular function: zinc ion binding. Gene Ontology annotation, biological process: regulation of DNA-templated transcription. The record is from RefSeq and is a predicted model, not a curated record. Bases 973 to 3225 code for a protein of 750 amino acids. The transcript is spliced from 4 exons.